Enterobius vermicularis (human pinworm) is the source of this 1203-nucleotide messenger RNA. The record is from the annotation of a GenBank genome assembly. NCBI's taxonomy places the organism in Eukaryota, Metazoa, Nematoda, Chromadorea, Rhabditida, Oxyuridae.
AUGUUUGAGCUGUUUACUGAAGGGGUAACACUACUUAAUGCAAUUUCGUUAUUGGCAUUUAUAACGACAGUCGGGUUGUUCUUCUGUGGCUUUCCGAUAUGCCGACAAAUUUUGAAAAGACAUGGUACCAAAGAAAUCAGCGGUGCUCCAUUUAUGAUGGGAGUUGUUGGCGGUUCAUGUUGGUGGACCUAUGGAUACCUGAAAAACGAUCAAACACUACUCUAUGUGACCACUACUCAAAUUAUUUUAUACGCAUCAUAUCUGACUUUUUACUGGUUUAUGACCGAAAGAAAACUGAAAAUCACACUUAAAUGUGGCGCAGUUAUCGGAAUCUGCGUAACUCUUUACCUGCUUGUUCAUUUCUUCGGUAUGAAAGUCCAUCAUCCACUUGGCGUUGUCUGCUUAUGCCUAAAUGUUGCUGAUUUUGCUGCACCUUUGGCUGGAAUGAAGUAUGUAAUCCGAAAUUGGUCAACUCAGACCCUACCACUUCCGCUCUGUAUCGCUAACUUUUUGGUAUCAUCUGAAUGGUUCAUUUACGGUACCUUAGUUCAAGACCUUUAUCUGAUGCUUCCUAACGGGAUUGGUUCAGUUCUAGCCAGCGGCCAGCUGAUCCUUUUUAUAGUUUUGCCGCGUAAAACUGGAUUACAAAGCCCAUUACGAAAACUUUUCAACAUUCUUCUAUGCCGACAAACUGCUCGUGUAGCGGAUGUGGAGCCAGACUCCAGUAGGGAAUCAUUGCAUCUUCGUUACCAUUUUAAAGUUAUAUCAAAAGAGAUGACCAAAGAAGGAGUUGGCUUACCAAAACAUACUUGGUCAGAGCGAGUGAUUGCAAAUGUUACCGAAGAAAUUGGCAGCGUUCUGCAGAAAUGUUCCAUCAAAGAUCAAUUUGGCUAUAACAACGAGUUAGUAAAUGAAGAAAGCGAUACGGUUUCGUGCACUAGUUCAUCAACACUGGGAAGGCCUAUUUCUAAAGCAAUCCUUCCCGAAAGUUUUAUUGUUGUGGCAACAGUAGAACCCGAGGGAAAAGACCAGAAAACCGAUGACAGUGCACAAGGAACGAAAGAGUACCAUUUGGCAUCAUUUGCAAGUCAGUUAAUGGCCACGCUGGAACCUGAGGUUAAAGCUGAAGUAAAAGCAGCUUCACGGCCUAAAUAUACCAUAAAACGUUCGUACAGUUUUCCAAACCUAAAAAUUAAUAUUUGA